Anisakis simplex (herring worm) is the source of this 228-nucleotide messenger RNA. The record is from the annotation of a GenBank genome assembly. Lineage: Eukaryota; Metazoa; Nematoda; Chromadorea; Rhabditida; Anisakidae.
GGUCUGGGCUAUACGGCAACUUUGGCGAAUAAAGAUGAUCAUUUGAAACGUUUGGAUCAGUCAGAAGAAAUCGCGAAGCGAAGUUUUCAGAUGGAGGACAUCUCUGUUGGUAUCGUUAAUAUUUGGCAUACCAGUCCUCGCGAUAAUGAUAUAUUUUCAUUGGAUCCACCACUCUCAAAAAAAUCCAGCGCAUCAAAUUCCGAUUUUUACACAUGCACUCAGUCUUGA